This is a messenger RNA of Trichoderma asperellum CBS 433.97, 969 nucleotides long. RefSeq lists its product as uncharacterized. NCBI's taxonomy places the organism in Eukaryota, Fungi, Ascomycota, Sordariomycetes, Hypocreales, Hypocreaceae. The record is from RefSeq and is a predicted model, not a curated record. Gene Ontology annotation, biological process: RNA catabolic process. Gene Ontology annotation, molecular function: RNA binding; ribonuclease T2 activity. Gene Ontology annotation, cellular component: extracellular region.
AUGCAUCGCAACACCAUCGCCGUGCUUGCUGGCGCCCAGCUUGCUGCUGCCGGCCUCUAUCCCGGAAUUACAGCGGACAAUCACACUUGUGUGUUGUCUGAACCGGUGUUGUCCUGCUCUAAAGGAGCUGUCCCCGAAAAGGUGGACACUUGCUGCGUCGAGACCUUUGGAGGAUUGGUGCUCCAAACCCAGUUCUGGGACACUCACUCCGGCUUCGAAAGCCAAGGACAGAAAUAUCCUCCCAACACGUGGACCAUUCACGGUCUCUGGCCCGAUUUUUGCAAUGGAAGCUAUACCCAGUACUGCGACCUAAGCCGCCAAUAUGACCCUUAUCCUUCUCCCAAUACAACCGACGGCACUCCCCAUGGAACUCCCGUCCCUCCAUACACCGGCCCAUCGAUCGACACCUUCUUCGAGCCGUACGGAAAGAUGGAUCUCCUCGCUUACAUGAAAAAGUACUGGGUCAACCAGGGCGCUCCAAGCUGGGAGCUCUGGGCCCACGAAUUCUCCAAGCACGCCACCUGCUACUCUACCUUUCAAAAGGAGUGCUACGGACCCAAGGCCAGCGAAUACGACGACCUCUUCCAAUUCUAUGAGACCGUAAUCUCCUACUACAAGACUCUCCCCACCUGGCGCUGGCUCUCCGCCUCCAACAUCCAUCCUUCUAACAAAACCUCUUACUCUCUUUCCCACAUCCAAGCCGCGCUGACCCACGGCUACGGCGUCAUCCCCUACAUCGGCUGCGGUGGUCCCAGAUACAACGAGACAAAGGCCGGCAAAGGGUCUCAUGACAACGGUGGCACGCAGCUGAACGAGGUGUGGUACUACUCCCACGUCUAUGGCGCUCCCCAGCGAGACCAGGCCAAGCGAGUGCCUGCUGAUAUUGCCGGCGGUUCGCUGUCAAGCUGUGCCAAGACUCCGGGCGCCAUCUGGUAUUAUGAGCGCGCUCCGGGCAGCGAGACGAAAUAG